Molecule: messenger RNA, 1689 nt
Organism: Penicillium coprophilum
Lineage: Eukaryota; Fungi; Ascomycota; Eurotiomycetes; Eurotiales; Aspergillaceae
Exons: 4
Coding region: 1-1689 (562 amino acids)
Cellular component (GO): mitochondrion
Source: RefSeq, a predicted model, not a curated record
AUGAGUCAAGCGCAAAAGACGGAUUCUACGCGCUGGCGCAUGCGAGACGAGGACGGAAAGCAUACGUGGCAUCACCUUGAUGACGACGAGGCCGUUGCCAAAUGGUCUCAGACACUAGUUGAUAAAUCAAUCGGUCGCGAAGAACUCUUUGCGUAUACCAAUGGCCGGUUCCUUGUUGACGAAAAGAACCAACUUGACCGACGAUAUGUGAAAUUCGACUUGGACGCGCUUUGCAGUACAGCCGCCGCUGUUGGUGGUCAAUUGUCUCAAAUCACGGCUAUUGAGAAGAUGGAAGGUGGGUUUAGCAAAGUUCUUCUAAUGCAAAAGGAGAAUGGGAUGGAACUCAUCGCCAAAAUUCCCUGUCGCAUUGCUGGGCCUGCAGUCUUGACCACAGAAUGCGAGGUUGGUGUGUUAGAAUUCCUCAGGAAACACACAGGUUUUCCUGUGCCCCGGGUACUAUCAUGGUCCUCAGACAGAUCAAAUGCCGUGGGAGCUCAGUAUAUCAUCAUGGAGAAAGCUUCAGGUGUCCAGCUUUAUGAGGUUUGGGGGAAAAUGUCAGAUUUUGACAAGCUCCAACUCAUCAGAAACCUGACAAAGCUGGAGGCGCAGCUGUCGGCUAUUCGAUUCCCUGCAUAUGGGGGACUAUAUCUCCAGAAAGAGACGAACAUUCUUAAAUCAAUACCUCUUGACAAGGAUAUUGAUCCAACAGGUUCUUUCUGCAUCGGUCCAUCUUGUGACCGCACAUACCAAACAGAGGAAAUUGGAUCUGAUGUCCCAAGAGGGUAUGAUAUUGGGCCCUGGAAUACAAUAUCAGCCUUGGGGAUAUCCAUCGCAAGAAGGGAGUUGUCUCGAAUCUCCACUGGGCAUCAUCCGAGCCAUGCACAUUUCUACAACGGAAGUGUUGAAGAACAAACCCACCUCCUAGAAACUACAAUACGCCUCAUGCUGCUUUGGGAUACCAAUAGCAUCCUUUCCCGGUCUUCUCAGCCAACUCUAUGGCACACAGAUCUACAUAUGGGAAAUAUUUACGUCUCACCCGAUGAACACUCACGGAUAGUAUCUUUCAUUGAUUUACAAGGAGUGCUGGUCUUACCGGCCUUCCUCCAAGCACGGUGGCCAGUGUUCUUGAAUCCUGCAAAGGAGGAUGAAUAUGUGAAAGGCCUUAUACAACCGAAGCUACCAGACAACUUUAAUCAAUUAGACGAGGGAGAAAAAAGGGCUGCAUCGAGCGAGUGGGAGCAAGAUAUGCGAGCCAAAGCUUACGAGGUCGCCACGUAUCUCGAGAAUAGACCGGCAUAUACAGCCAUGAUUGUGCCACGAGUUUUCCGAGAAUUGUUUAUCCGUUGUGGUGAGACCUCCGAGAUGGGGGUUCUCCCACUCCGUGAAUGUCUUAUAGAGAUAUUCCACAGCUGGUCGGACUUGGGUUUCACUGGGGAUUGCCCAUUCUCCUUUACAAAAGAAGAGAUUGAGACCCACCAGAGUCAAUUCGCUGAUUAUCAAGAUUGGCACCAAGUCCAGGCCAUUGCUCGGGAAUGUCUAGAGACUGAUGCGGAAGGCUGGAUAUCACCACAUCGGGAUUUCGAGUACAUACGAACCGCAAAUCAGCAAUUGCAGGGUAUGUACAUUCAGCAAAUGGCCGGCAAGAAAUCUCCGGAAGAAGCGAAGGCAAUUUGGCCUUUCCCAGUGUGA